GCCACAACCUUCAAUCAUCCUCCAGUUUCGAUCUUUGAGGAUCAACCGGAUGGGAGCAUAUAUUACGACGGCCUUGAAAUAAGGCUCCUCAAGACCCUGGCAAAGGCGCUCAAUUUUACAGUACAGAUAUCUAAACCACGAGACGGAGAAAAGUGGGGCCGGCGGUUGUCGGAUGGUAAUUGGACAGGUGCAAUGGGAGAAACCAUGAGAGGAGAAACUGAUAUAUCCUUCGCAAAUUACUUUAUUACCGCUGAUCGACUUCGAAUCAUAGAUAUGACAAGACCUUAUUACAUAGACUACACUUGUUUCAUCACCCCAAAACCACAGCCUCUUCCGCAAUACUCAGCUGUUGCUUGGCCUUUCACGGGAAUGGUAUGGGCUGUAGUCCUGAUCACCCUACUGAUAAUACCACCUGUGGUCCUUCUAACAGGAUUAUUAGAACCGGGGGUGUGGUUUCAACAGAUCAACAAUGCAGAGUUUUACGUCGUUGGAAUUUUUCUUAACCGCGCCCAUCCGAUAUACCUUGUACCAACGUCAUCAGGACUACGGGUAUUGGUCAUAACGAACUGGAUAGCCGCCAUGGUGCUCGCUGUAGCCUACAAAUCCUCUUUAAUUGCCUUCCUCACUGUACCUCUUCAGGCCUCACCAGUGAAUACUCUCGAGGAACUUUUGUCUUCAGGCCUUGACUGGGGUGUUCGAGAUCGCGGAGGCUGGGAUGAAUGGUUCAGCAACUCACUCGAUCCAACUUCAAGAAAAAUUGCUGAGGGUUUCCAGUACGUCGAAGGAAUCGAAGGUGGUUUAGCUCGCGUCUUGGAAGGAAACUUCGCAUUUAUGAAUUCCGGCACAUUUCUUCGCUACCUAAUUGCCAGCAGUUAUACGGACGAGUUUGGCGAGACUAAGCUACACAUCGCCAAACAAUGCUUCGUUCCAUUCAGAAUUGGACUCGGCAUGCCUCUGUUCUCCAUCUACACUGCUCGGUUCAAUGACGUGGUGGCGAAGGUGGUGGAGGCUGGUCUCGUCUCUCAGUGGUUCAAAGACUUGCUUUCCACAGCAGAAAGAAAACAGCGAAACAAUCUGAAGAAAAAUAUAACGGAAAUAGAGAGUGAACCCCAUCUUAAGAAGACCAUGAACCUUGGCCUAUACCACGUUCAAGAUAAGCCUCUGUCAAGAGCUUGGCUGAGUGCUGUGCCUGAUACAUUGUGGUGGACUAUGACUGUCCGUAGUCCUCCAGGGGGACUACUUAUAGACUACUCGCAGGCGGGAUAUACGUUUAAUUUUCUGUGGCUAGAAGGAACUAAUUUAGGGAGACCUUACCGGAGUGUAGUGGCAGCUGUGAUUCCUGGGUCGUAA
Molecule: messenger RNA, 1350 nt
Organism: Scylla paramamosain (green mud crab)
Lineage: Eukaryota; Metazoa; Arthropoda; Malacostraca; Decapoda; Portunidae
Product: ionotropic receptor 21a-like
Exons: 9
Coding region: 193-1350 (385 amino acids)
Cellular component (GO): membrane
Molecular function (GO): ligand-gated monoatomic ion channel activity
Source: RefSeq, a predicted model, not a curated record